Molecule: messenger RNA, 2217 nt
Organism: Cyanidioschyzon merolae strain 10D
Lineage: Eukaryota; Rhodophyta; Bangiophyceae; Cyanidiales; Cyanidiaceae
Product: magnesium chelatase subunits I and D
Exons: 1
Coding region: 1-2217 (738 amino acids)
Biological process (GO): chlorophyll biosynthetic process
Molecular function (GO): ATP binding; ATP hydrolysis activity; magnesium chelatase activity
Source: RefSeq, a predicted model, not a curated record
AUGUCGCACUGUUUCGUACCAUCCACUUUUCUGUGGACUGUAAACGUGCGAAAUUGCAAAACUGUUCCUCAAAGACAAACUUUGCAGAAAGCGUUCGGCAGCCGUGUUUUCCGACUACGGCCGGGAGCGUUAGCAAGGCUGCGCUGCCUGGACACAGUCCCUGUGACGUUGAACACAAUAUCAACCCCUGAAGACGGAGAUGCAACCCCUCGGGAUUCCAUACGGGAGACUUUUCCCCUUGUGGCCGUCGUCGGCCAUGACUUAGUUAAGCUGGCCUUGCUGCUUGCGGCUGUGAACCCAAAGGUUGGAGGUGUCCUGAUAUCCGGUGGACGGGGCACUGCCAAGUCAGUGCUGGCCAGAGCAGUGCAAGCGCUGCUUCCUCCGAUAGAGGUUGUCUUGGGAUCACCGUACAAUGAGGUGCCCCGUGGAGACUUGCCUGAAAGCAAAAGAGCAAUCAUUCCAGCACCAUUUGUACAAGUGCCCCUAAAUGCAACGGAGGAUCGACUGGUGGGGUCCAUCGACAUAGAGCGCUCUAUGAAACUGGGGGAAUCUGUUUUCCAACCUGGUGUCCUAGCUAGGGCCCACCGAGGUAUCCUCUAUGUUGAUGACAUCAAUCUGCUGGAUGAGAGCAUUGCUAACCUGCUGCUUUCGGUUGUAUCUGAAGGUCGCGUGCUGGUGGAAAGAGAAGGCAUCUCUCUCGGCUAUCCCUGUGAACCUCUUCUGAUAGCAACUUUUAACCCAGAUGAAGGCCCUAUCCGUCCACACUUGGCAGAUCGCAUGGCAGCUAUUGUGAACGCAGAUUCUCCACCGCUCUCUAUCGAGGAACGCAUACGGGCUGUAGAUGCCGUUACCGAGUUUUACCGUAACCCUCGUGAAUUUGUACGCAAGUACGAACAGGAGAUGGAUGAGCUCCGACAGCGCAUUAUAUUCGCACGGGAAGAGUAUCGCGACGUGGUCAUCGCUCGUAAGCAGGUAGAAUAUCUAUGUGAAGAGUCCAUUCGAGGUGCCGUCCAGGGCCAUCGGGCCGAAAUCUUCGCCGCCGAACUGGCUCGUGCGAAUGCUGCCUUCGAAGGACGCCUCCGUGUCAAUGAACAAGACCUUCGUAUCGCAGUUCGCCUAGCCAUAUUCCCCCGAGCAAAGGUCUUCUAUCGCGACAACAAUGAUGAGGAAAAUGUAUCCCAGAAGCGCCCGCCUCCACCACCCCCACCGCCAUCAAAUGAGCAGGAUGGUGAAGAGAAGGAAGAUGAAUCGGAGCAAGAACAAGAAGAGGAGGAUGAGAAUGAGAUCGAAGAGGCUCCGCAGGUACCCGAAGAGUUCAUGUUUGAUCCCGAAGGCGUCCCCAUCGAUCCGGAGCUGUUGAAUAUUGCACAGGGGCAGCAGAAGCAGGGCCGCAGCGGCGGUCGAGGUAUCAUAUUUUCCGACGAGCGAGGGCGCUACGUCAAGGCGAUGUUUCCGCGCGGGAAAGUGAAGCGUGUGGCUAUCGAUGCUACCAUACGCUCUGCGGCCCCCUACCAAAGAAUGAGGCGCGCACGCCAUGCUCAGGAAAAUGGAAGAAGGGUCUUCAUUGAGCCUCCAGAUCUUCGAGCCAAGCGUAUGGCCAGGAAAGCGGGAGCUUUGGUCCUUUUCGUGGUGGAUGCUUCGGGGUCCAUGGCCUUAAAUCGAAUGAGCUCCGCCAAAGGAGCAGCGAUUCGACUGCUCGCAGAGGCGUACCAGUCCAGGGAUCAAAUCGCCUUGAUAACCUUUGGAGGGGAGUGUGCAAGCGUGCUGCUACCACCGACGCGCUCGGUUAGCAUGGCAAAACGACGUCUGGAGACCAUGCCAUGUGGCGGAGGCUCACCGUUGGCACACGCGCUGACUGUCGCGGCUCGCGUAGGCGUUAACGCGAUGAAAAGUGGAGAUAUCGGACGUUGUGUGCUAGUGCUCGUUUCCGACGGUCGGGCAAACAUUCCCUUGAAAGUUUCUUUGGGCGAAAAGCUUGAACAGAAACCCACAAAAGAGGAACUGAAGAAUGAAGUACUGGACUUGGCGAAGAAGAUACGCGGUAUUAACGGUUUCAGCAUUCUGGUCAUUGAUAGCGAGAACAAAUUUGUGAGCACGGGUCUCGCAAAGGAACUGGCACAAGCAGCGGGAGGCACCUAUCACUACAUCCCACGAGCAACAGAUGCUGCUGUCGCUGGUGUCGCCGCAGACGCAAUCAAACAGAUGCGGCAGCUGUAG